Molecule: messenger RNA, 1650 nt
Organism: Trypanosoma rangeli
Lineage: Eukaryota; Euglenozoa; Kinetoplastea; Trypanosomatida; Trypanosomatidae
Product: methyltransferase
Exons: 1
Coding region: 1-1650 (549 amino acids)
Biological process (GO): translation
Cellular component (GO): mitochondrial small ribosomal subunit
Molecular function (GO): methyltransferase activity; structural constituent of ribosome
Source: RefSeq, a predicted model, not a curated record
AUGAUGGAGAUUGGGACCAUGGUGCUGCACGAUGAUGUGCCAAACGUGACGUGGAAGCGGUAUUUGCUUCCGGAGGAUGAAGUGAUUCAGCACGAUCUCGUGGUGGCGGCGUACUCUCUCAGCGAAAUUGCAACAGCGGAGAAUCGUCGACAGGUGGUGCAACAACUAUGGAAAAUGACAAAGGGUGUUCUUGUGCUUGUGGAGUUUGCCAACCUUAAUAACUUUAACCUUCUCAUGGAGGCGCGUGAUUGCCUUCUCGAGGAGAAGGAUGUUGGUUUAUGGGACUGGCAGCCUACUAUUGUUGGUCCAUGCCCACACGAGCAACGUUGCCCGUUGCGGCACUGCAAGGCGGGUGUGAAGCGCAAACGUAUGCGUAUAUGCAGCACAGAGGCGCAGUAUCGUGCCACCUUUGUUGAGGUGUGGGCACGACAUAUGCCCUUGAAGAUUGGAGUUGAACCCAUUAGCUAUUUAAUUUUUGCACGUAAUGAGCUCGUCCCUGAGCGAGCGCUUCGUCGGCAGGAGCAGAUGAAGAAGGCGGAGGAGGCAAAACAGCAGGAGAGGGAUGCAAAACAACGUGAGUUGUAUAAGGCCGCACUUGCUGUGAAGGAUGUUGUGUUUGAGCGUCUCAGUGAUGAGGCCCUGCACCGCCCUGAGACAGGUGUACCCUCCCCUCUGCAGCACAACCCCUCCGUGGAGGAGGCGAAACCACUGACGCCGCUGGAGGCGGCUCUGCAAGAUGGCGCAGUCAGCACGGGGGAGGUUGGACAUAUGCCAACAGACGUUCCACGCCUUGUCAAGACGGGUAACACGCGCCACAACAAACUCAUUUUUCCACUCCAAAUGCCUCCCGCGACUCACAAGUUUAACCGUGCCUUUGUGGACGCCGGCUAUCAGCGACAGCGUGCCAUCACACCAGCAGAGAUGCUCGUCGUGCGCCAAGAGGUGGGUCAAAUGCGCCGGCGCGUGAUGCGAAUGGCGUCAAAGUACAUGCGUGUGGUGCGUGACCCACAGUGCCGGGGAAAAGUUCAGGCUGAUUUUUGUACACCGGACGGUGAUCUUGUUAGCGGUCGGGUCUACCGGCGCUUUUACGGUGACCGCAACCGCGUCAGCGCCCACAGUACGAUGCGAUGGCAGCACAUUGGUGGUUGGAAGCUGUUGAAGCGGAUCAAGCGGGGCUCACUUUUCCCACACGACGUGCCACUUUACGCUGUCACGAAGCACCCACAAGUGGAUUUCCCCAACACGCUGAUUGACGUGCGCCACUCCACGGUGGAGCAGACGGCGAUGCAGCACAACGACCCCCUGUUGCUGGUAGAGACGCCCGACGAUCAGCUUAGUCGUGAGGAGCUGCGUUUGAAGCGGCGGGCGCAGCGGGACGCUGAAUUGCAGCAAAAGGUGGAAGGAAAAUUGGAGGAGCUUUUUGGCGCCAAGAUAAAGCAGGACGCGAACAUGGGUGGCGGGCGUAUUGACUCCCGUCGCGUGAUCACCGAGCAAGAGUGGGCAGAUGCCGUGCGUCGCGCCAAAAUACGCACGAUUCAACACACCAAGAACGCCGUGCCGUUUGCAGCAAAGAGACGCGCCGCACAGCGUGCCAUGCAGGUGCGGCGUCGGAACGUAAAACGAGAGAUGGCGUCGAACAGGCGACGGUAG